UAAGGAAAUCCCAUAUAUACAAUACCUACAUCUACAAUAUGUACAUUGUAUUCUUACAGAUGUUAAAGUUCUUGUUUUUAUUUAAGUUUUAGACAAUCUAAAUUAUUAUCCCCCAUAAUAUUUACAUGGUGAAGUUAUUGUAUUUUUUAUAAAAGUAGUGCAAAUGAGUUCAAGAGGCAACAGAUGUUAAUGACGUAUAAAGUGAAUUUAGAAGUAAAUGCAGUAAAUUUUAACUCAUUUGACAGAUAACAAAGGAUCAGUUAAACACAAAUUAUGGAGGGUAGAGUAGAGGAGAGUCCAGAAUCAACCCUGGCAAGUUCAUCGGAUGAUUUAAAUAAUGAUGGCUGUUGUAGUCCAAAAAAACUUCCUUUUCGUUUGUUUGGACUUAUUCUUAUGUGUUUACUAGGUUUCGGAUCAUAUUUUUGCUAUGACAAUCCGGCAGCACUUCAGGACUAUUUUAUCAAAGACCUGGAUAUGACAACUACUCAAUUCGUCCUUUUGUAUUCAAUUUAUUCCUGGCCAAAUGUAAUCUUCUGUUUUAUAGGAGGUUUUUUAUUAGAUAGAGUAUUUGGUAUUCGAUUGGGAACAGUUAUCUAUAUGGGUCUCACAAUGAUUGGCCAAUUUAUUUUUGCUCUUGGUGCUUUAGUUGAUGCCUUCUGGCUCAUGAUGGUCGGGAGAUUUGUCUUUGGAAUUGGAGCCGAAUCGCUGGCAGUCGCACAAAAUAGUUACGCUGUCCUUUGGUUUAAAGGGAAAGAAUUGAAUAUGGUGUUUGGUUUUCAAUUGAGUUUUGCUCGAGUGGGCUCAACGGUUAAUUUCCUGGUUAUGGAGCCAAUUUACAGAUACGUUUCCCACAUUUACUCUGGACCAACGUGUAUUGGAGUGGUUCUGUUUCUUGCUGCUCUCACAUGCGUGGCAUCAAUGAUAUGUGCCUGUAUAUUAGGGUUAAUGGACAGACGUAUGGAGAAGGCAUUGAGACGAGGAGAGGGCGAAGAACCUCGAAUUGCAAGACUUACGGAUGUAAAAGACUUUAAGGCAGUCUUUUGGUUCGUUGCAUUUAUUUGCAUCGCGUAUUACGUUGCGAUAUUUCCCUUCAUUGCACUUGGAAAAGUAUUUUUUAUUCGCAAGUACGAUUUAGAUCCGAGUAGUGCAAACACAGUGUGUUCGAUGCUUUAUUCUGUGUCUGCUGUUGCAUCGCCGGCUUUCGGCUUAGUUGUCGAUAAGACCGGAAAGAAUGUUUUGUGGGUUUUCCUCAGUAUUAUUGGGACAAUUGUUGCACACGGACUUCUCGCGUUCACUUUUGUGAGUCCGUAUAUUUGCAUGGUUACUUUGGGUCUGUCGUACUCAAUGUUGGCCAGCAGUCUUUGGCCUUUAAUUGCAUUAGUGAUUCCUGAAUAUCAACUUGGCACUGCUUAUGGAAUUGCUCAAGCGGUUCAGAAUUUGGGACUAGCCAUAGUAUCCAUAAUAUCGGGAAUGAUUGUCGAUAAAGGUGGAUAUUUCAUGCUGGAAAUAUUCUUCCUUGCUUCGUUGUGGAUUUCCUUAAUCACGGUGGUUGUAAUUUGGAUAUCCGACAGAGCCUCAACAGGUGGUUAUCUGAACAUGACUCCGAAUGAACGAGUGAAUUACGACCAAUGCCGCGGAUCCAUUGACGUGGUGGAGAGGGAACAAUUGUUGGCAUCAGGAUCAGCUACUGAUCAUUCCGGAGAUGAUUUGCAUCAAUCUCACUCAGACAUACGUUCCCGAGCAUAUAAAAGGCCUCACAUAUAAUACAAUUCGAUGAUGUUAGGCAAUAUCAUUUAGGAUAAUUUUAUUAAAUUAAUGAAUUUAUUGUAUAGAUAAAAAUUAAAUCUUUGUCGAGUGUAACUCAUUAAUGUAUUCUUAGUAUUGUUCAGUCAGUAUGUAAUUAAUAUAGCAAAGGCAAUGACAGAACAUUAAUGAUGUGCACUCUCAAACGAAAAAAAAAUAACUAAUUUCUUCAGUCUUCCUUUUGCGCAGUAAAUACUGUGAUAAUCGUAAAUAAAUGUUGUAUCCUUGGAAAUCUUGAAUAUUGGAAGAAAACUGCGCAAAUCAAUAGGAUGAUAAGGUUCUGGUAACAAAAA
Leptopilina heterotoma is the source of this 2096-nucleotide messenger RNA. RefSeq names its product major facilitator superfamily domain-containing protein 1-like. The record is from RefSeq and is a predicted model, not a curated record. Gene Ontology annotation, molecular function: transmembrane transporter activity. The transcript has 7 exons. Lineage: Eukaryota; Metazoa; Arthropoda; Insecta; Hymenoptera; Figitidae. Gene Ontology annotation, cellular component: lysosome. Gene Ontology annotation, biological process: transmembrane transport. Bases 274 to 1764 code for a protein of 496 amino acids.